AUGUAUCUAACCUGGGACACACCCGUAUCUCACCUGUACCUCACCUGGGGCACACCUGUAUCUCACCUGUACCUCACCUGGGACACACCUGUAUCUCACCAGUUCCUCACCUGUAUGCACCUCACCUCUAUCUGUAAGAUCGACGAGGGGGUGACCCACAAGGCGUGGUUGAACCGCUCCAACAUCCUGUUCACGGGGCUCGACAAGUGGUCGCUGGACAAGCGCGUGUCGCUGGUCAACAGCAACACCAGCCACUUCUCCAUCCAGAUCGACCAGGUGCACGUGGCCGACGAAGGGCCCUACACCUGCUCCUUCCAGGCCAACAACAAGCCCCGCUCUACCCAUGUCUACCUCAUAGUACAAGUGCCGGCGCGAAUCGUCAACGUUUCCCGAGACGUGUCGGUGAACGAGGGCGACAACGUCAACCUGUUCUGCUUGGCGGUGGGACGCCCCGAGCCCACGGUCACCUGGAAGGACCAGAAGUUCGGCCUCGUGAGCGAGGGGGAGUUCCUGGACAUCACCGAGAUCCGGCGGCAACAGGGCGAGGACUUUGAGUGCAUCACCAACAACGGCGUCGCCCCGCCCGCCCGGCACAAGGUCAAGGUCACCGUCAACUACGCCCCCUCCAUCACGGAGGUGAAGAACACGCCGGCCCAGCUGGGCAAGAUGACGGUGCUGCGGUGCGAGGCCAUGGCCGUACCCUCCGCUGCCUUCGAGUGGUACCGCGAUGAGCGCAGGCCGGUGGAGGGCGACAAUACCCUGAGCAUUAAGAACGACAAGACGCGCUCACUGCUCAUCUUCAACAACGUGACAGAGAAACACUUCGGGAACUACACCUGCCUUGCCUACAACCGUCUGGGGGCCAGCAACGCUAGCAUGCUGCUAUUCAGGCCCGGGGCGGUCUACGGUCGAGGGACGGUCCACCAUGUUGGUGGGUUCAGUGUUGGGGUUGCCGCGGUGAUCACCUUCUCCAUCUCGCUGCUCAGCAUAUAA
This is a messenger RNA of Gadus chalcogrammus (walleye pollock), 993 nucleotides long. RefSeq names its product IgLON family member 5 (gene iglon5). Gene Ontology annotation, molecular function: cell adhesion molecule binding. Lineage: Eukaryota; Metazoa; Chordata; Actinopteri; Gadiformes; Gadidae. The transcript is spliced from 7 exons. Bases 1 to 993 code for a protein of 330 amino acids. Gene Ontology annotation, cellular component: cell-cell junction. Gene Ontology annotation, biological process: cell-cell adhesion. The record is from RefSeq and is a predicted model, not a curated record.